Messenger RNA from Mesorhabditis spiculigera, 789 nucleotides. The record is from the annotation of a GenBank genome assembly. NCBI's taxonomy places the organism in Eukaryota, Metazoa, Nematoda, Chromadorea, Rhabditida, Rhabditidae.
GCGUACCGCUUCGUGGCCUACUCGGCCGUCACCUUCUCCGUCGUCGCCGUGCUGUCGGUGUGCGUCACGCUGCCGAUGGUGUACAACUAUGUGCACCACGUCAAGCGCUCCAUGCAGAACGAGAUCACCUUCUGCAAGGGGUCCGCCAAGGACAUCUGGAGCGAGGUCAACCACCUGAAGAACCUGCCCACCGGAAACCGCACGGCCCGUCAGGCCGGAUACGGUGACGCCGCCGUCGGAGGAUCGGCCUCGUCGGGAGGCUCGUGCGACUCGUGCUGCCUGCCUGGUCCCGCCGGACCCGCCGGAACCCCCGGAAAGCCCGGACGCCCCGGAAAGCCCGGAGCCCCUGGACUCCCCGGAAACCCCGGACGCCCGCCACAGCAGCCUUGCGAGCCGGUCACCCCUCCCCCAUGCAAGCCUUGCCCACAGGGACCCCCCGGCCCUCCUGGACCCCCUGGAGCCCCCGGAGAUGCUGGAGCCCCUGGCCAGCCUGGACAGCCGGAAACGAUGCCGCCCCCGGAGAGCCUGGACCCAAGGGACCCCCUGGACCUCCCGGAAACCCCGGAGCCCCCGGAGCCCCUGGAGAGCCUGGAGCCCCCGCCGUCAGCGAGCCGCUCGUACCCGGAGAGCCUGGACAGCCUGGAGAGUCCGGACCCCAAGGACCCCCCGGCCCACCUGGCCAGCCUGGACAAGACGCCUGGACAAGCCGGACAAGCCGGAGAGAAGGGUAUCUGCCCCAAGUACUGCGCCAUCGACGGCGGAGUCUUCUUCGAGGACGGAACGCGCCGU